AUGAACAAUCGCCAGAAUUGUUUGAGAUUGCAUUUAAUAGAAGAGACAGCAACGUAUCGUUACGAAAUAGAAGAAAAAGUCUUAGACUUGAUAAGACAAGAUGACAACCAGGCUGCUAAUCAAUCUUGCUCUAAAAUCAACCAAAGAGAAAAAGAUCUGGACUAUCUUUUUAAUCCUGAUACGAUUUCCCAAAAUUUGAGAGAAAUGUCAGUUUUGAUGGAAAUGAUGAUGACAGAUUUGCAAUCGAAAUUUCCGGUGGCCGAUCAUAAUAUCCCAGUAAAUAAUAUCCCAGUAAACAAUAUCCCAGUAAAUAUAUCCCAAAACAAAAAUAUCCCACGACAAAAUAUCCCAAAACAAAAAUAUCCCAUGGCAGAAUUAUCCCAUUAA
Messenger RNA from Cotesia congregata, 387 nucleotides. The record is from the annotation of a GenBank genome assembly. Lineage: Eukaryota; Metazoa; Arthropoda; Insecta; Hymenoptera; Braconidae.